This is a messenger RNA of Penicillium angulare, 1389 nucleotides long. RefSeq names its product neutral amino acid permease. Gene Ontology annotation, biological process: amino acid transmembrane transport. Gene Ontology annotation, molecular function: amino acid transmembrane transporter activity. The transcript is spliced from 3 exons. Gene Ontology annotation, cellular component: vacuolar membrane. Bases 1 to 1389 code for a protein of 462 amino acids. The record is from RefSeq and is a predicted model, not a curated record. Lineage: Eukaryota; Fungi; Ascomycota; Eurotiomycetes; Eurotiales; Aspergillaceae.
AUGGGUGUAUCGAUGGAAACGCCAGCUGCAGCGGGGGAGUUGGAUGUGCGAAAUCAACCGAAGAAUGACGAGCUCGAUCAGAUGAAUUCGGAGGUCGAUGAGAAGCAGGAUUUCACUCCGGCAUACCAGCAAGAUGCCUUUGGCAAUGAGGAGUUCGCGGAGGUAAAAUAUAAGGUGUUGAGAUGGUGGCAAUGUGGUCUGCUCAUGGUAGCUGAGACUGUAUCACUCGGUGUUCUUUCUCUUCCCGCAGCUAUCGCAGCCAUGGGUUUCGUUCCAUCUGUCAUUGUCCUCAUCGGCCUCGGUAUUAUCACAACCUACACCGGAUUCAUCAUGGGUCAGAUGAAAUUGCGAUAUCCUCAAAUCACAACAAUGGCCGAUGCGGGUGAAGUUAUCGCAGGAAAGUUUGGACGCGAAUUUAUCGGAGCUGCUUGGAGUAUCUUUUUCGUCUUCAUUAUGGCUAGUCACUUGUUGACCUUCACUGUCGCCAUGAACACCAUCACAAACCACGGAACCUGCACCGUUGUGUUCGGAAUUGUGGGAAUGAUCCUUUCGUUCAUUUGUACCCUCCCCCGAACAUUGGAGAAGAUGUCAUGGCUCUCUAUCGUGUCCUUUGUCUCUAUCCUGUCAGCUGUUCUGAUCACCAUGAUCGCUCUGGGCAUUGAUAAGCCCGGAGCUGGCCUAAUCGCUGUCGCCAACACCAACUUGUACCAUGGCUUCACAGCUGUCACCAACAUUGUAUUCGCAUUCUGCAGCCACGGCGCAUUCUUCGGUUUGAUGGCUGAGCUCCGCAACCCUCGUGACUUCACAAAGUCCCUUUGCCUGCUUCAGGGCAUCGACAUCUCGCUGUACUUGAUUACAGCUGUCGUGAUUUACCGCUACGCUGGAGAUGGUGUUACUUCACCUGCUCUGGGAUCUGCCUCGCCUCUUAUCUCUAAGAUUGCUUAUGGUAUUGCGCUUCCAACGAUUGUUAUUGCUGGUGUUAUCAACGGUCACGUUGCAGUCAAAUACAUCUACGUCCGAAUCUUCCGUGGUACAGACCGCAUGCACAAGCGCGAUGCUAUUGCCAUCGGUUCUUGGAUCGGAAUUGCCUUGACCAUGUGGAUCCUUGCUUGGAUUAUCGCCUCUGCGAUUCCAGUUUUCAGCAACUUGCUGAGUUUGAUUACUGCUCUUUUCGCUAGCUGGUUCUCUUUUGGAUUCCCUUCCAUUCUCUGGAUGCACAUGAACAAGGGCGUGUACUUCUCAUCACCUCGCAAGAUCACCUUGACAGUGAUCAACCUGAUCAUUAUUGGAAUUGCAUUCGCGCUCUGUGGAAUGGGUCUUUGGGUCUCUGGCAAAGCCAUCCAUGAUGAUCCCAGCAGCGCAAGCUUCUCAUGCGCGAAUAAUGCUUAA